AUGUCUUUUUUUCUGGUCGUUACUGUAUGGUAUCGUGCUCCUGAAAUAUUACUGGGAAGUCAUAAAGANNNNCCUAACGAUAAUCGAUACUGA
Molecule: messenger RNA, 93 nt
Organism: Perkinsus marinus ATCC 50983
Lineage: Eukaryota; Perkinsozoa; Perkinsida; Perkinsidae
Exons: 3
Coding region: 1-93 (30 amino acids)
Source: RefSeq, a predicted model, not a curated record